AGGCGAGGGAGCGCGGGCGGGGGAAGGUGCGGGCCCGGCGGAGGUGGCUAUGGAGGUCGCAGAGAGAGCUCUCGACGCUCAUAAUGCGAGGGCUCUCGAUCGAUCGAUGGACGCAGCGAGCGUAGCGUAAAUACGCAGACGAUUCCAAAACGAGGACGAGAAUCAAGACGCCCCCGAAGUCAGGCUUGUGUUCUCGAUUUCGCCCUCUGCGCGAGACCGGCUCGCGGUUUUCUCGCGAUCCUGCGAUGUAAAUUUAGUGCGCAGGAAUGCGACAGCCACUUCGUUGUUGUUUUGCUUGUUCUUUGCUCUCGGCGUCGCCGUCGUCGUCGCAUUUCGCUCGGGACGAGCGAGAAGAAGAAAAGCACGAGGCCGGUGCCGCUGCUGCGGCUGCCUCUGGAUUGUGCGCUCGUCUCGUCUUACAUGCUUCCGCUUCCCGAGCGUGAUUCGAUGUGAAUGCUGACGACUCUCUCUCUACCUCACUCUGCCUUUCUGCCUUCCCUCCCUCCGAACAUCGGUAUCGAGGAUGAGAGGCGUACAAUUCGGACUGUGUGUAGCAGGUGUGCCUCGGGCUCGGAGUAUCUGGUUCUUCUCCCUCGUUGUUUACUCUGGCAGUGUUGAGACGGAGGCGGGAGGAGCAUGCGAAACGUAGGGUGCUGCCUGGGGUGUUUAUUAGUGCGCUUAAUUUCGUCAUUACCACUCCGAGGACGGGGUUUUCCGCGGCGUGCCAGCUUCCUGUGGAUUGUCUGCAGUCCGUCGUUCCAUUCUACUUUUUUCAGACUGGGUGAUGGACCCAAUGGUUGUCUCGAAAGCUCACUUUGAUACAUCGAGUUCGGUGGGUUUUUAUCGGAAGCCGGUUGUGAGGAUGACUCGCGUCGAACUGUUGCAGCAGGACCUGUUGCGGUUUUUGUGAAGCUUCUUUUACAUGUUCGAUUUCUUCAUGUUGGCGCCAACAGUUUCUCCUCGAGCUGACAUAUUGCACGACUCGUGAGCGCUGCUGAGUCGAAGUUGCAGCCUCUGCGCCAUGUAGCAGGACUUCGUGAGCUGAGCUUGUCUGUCAACGAACUUUUGGCAAAAAUUCGGGCAGAUACCCCGAGAGGAGCAACAGAAGCUGAGGUUGAAUAUUGUAAAGAUGGUACAGAUUAGAUUAUCGAAGGGGAGGGUCCCCAAUGCCGGGACUCCAUUCAAGUUUUGGGGCAGGUUUAGACUUAGGCUUAGAAGAAGGUGCCUAGUCCUGAGGCCGAAAUUUAGGGACUCGCGUACCAAAUUUUUGAAAGACAUUGACAGUGGUGAGGGACAUGGUGGAGAGCAUUUUGACCUCCGUAAAAUGGUGCGAAGGGAGAAGAAGGGACUGCGCCAUUUGGCCCAAAAUUGGGUCCUUGUAGGAACAGGGCGAUGGUGCAAAAUCGCUCGGAGCAGAUUUCUACUGAAAGAUAGUGAAGACGUAAAGACGAAAGACCGUGUAGCUUGUACAGAUUGUGGUAAAGCGGAAGGUAAAGAGGACGCCGCAGAGAAGGCAAAUGCAAGCUUACAGGUUGAGGGCAAGACAGAUAAGCGAUGGAGCUUUAACAGAAAAGUAGGCAGGGUCAACAUUGCGUCUUGGGUGACAGGCAAAGGAAAGAGAAGUUUAACACGUCAACCUCUUAUUCGUCAAGAAUCGGAGGAAGAGGAGGAGACUGGAGAGUCUCGGCAAAAGAAUGAAGGAAGUAGCAAGGUGGAGGGAUGCUUUGGAUGCACUGGUCCGAGGAUGUGGAGGUCCAAAGAGAAGGGCAGAAAAGAGGCGGAGGAGAUCGUCACACCAGCAGAGGACUCGAAGACAGACACGGGAAACGUGAUGGUAAGGGAAGAGGGCCCACCGGCUCUGCCGGAUGACCUUCUAGAGAUGUGCCUGGCUUGGACUCCCUUCGUUUCUCUCAUGAGGGCCAGGGCAGUGUGUAAGAAAUGGAGGUCGCUAUCUCUGUCCCCUCAUUUUCUUCAAAUGAGAGAACGCAUACGCUCUCAAGAGCCCUGGCUCUUCUUGUUCGGGCUCUCUCGAGACGGUGUCUGUCUUGGGCAGAUCCAGGCUUUGGAUCCAGUUUCAAACACAUGGCAUACGAUAAAGGCAGAGACUCUUACUGGCCGACUUCUGUACUCCGUAACUGCGAUAAACAGUGCAAUUUAUGUCAUCGGUGGUUGUUCUACGAAUUCAUCAAGUGGAUCUACCAGAAGCGACAAAAGCUCCGUGAGGACACUCAAAACUGUUCAGGUGUACACCCCUCUGACCGGGUAUUGGAGAAAGGUGUGUCCGAUGACGACUGAACGCGCAUCGCCGGUAGUCGGUGUCUUUAAACAGAGAGAGAAGCGGACAGAUGAAGGCUCGGGACGAGAAAUUGGACAUCGAGUUGGACGUGGGCACUUGAGCAGGGUCUCCGAUCCUUACAUUGAACUACAUUCUUUAGCGAGAAGAAGAGUCUCGGAGAGGGGCUCACGGCGUGGAGGCGAACUGGCAGUGUUUGGAGCAGAGGACAGAGGAGAGAGGAAUGAACUCGGAUUUUCUGGGAACUGGGAGAGCCGAGCUAGGAUUUGCGAUGACACUUUAGACACAAGUUGGAGAAAUUCGAGGGUCCACGGACGGGACAGGGUAGCGAAGGAGCAGAAAAGGUUUGGCCUGAUUGCAGUGGGUGGCAAUGGAAAAUGGACUGAACAACUGGACUCCGCCGAAAUAUAUGAUCCUGUAACUGAUCGAUGGAGGGAAAUUGCUAGUUUACCAGCAGACCAUGGAACGCCAUGUGCCGGGGUUGUCUGCAAGAAUUCCUUCUACGUCUACUCCCAGAGUAACAAACUCGCAGCAUACGAUCUAGAACAUGAGUAUUGGCAUUCUAUCCAAGUUUCUCAUGGUCCUGCUCGAUUGCUGGAUUACACACCCAAGCUUGUCUCUUGUAAGGACCGUGUCUUUCUUCUCGGCGUUGCAUGGGGAGUUGUUGCGGAAGGUGGUCAUGAGAUGGCCACCAGGAAAAUCUGGGAGCUUUAUCAGGAACCAACCUUUAUAGGCUGGGUCAAGGUUUCGCAGCAUCCGGAUGCCCCCCUCGAUUGGAAUGCAAUAUUUGUAGCAGACGAAGAGAAGAUAUUUGGAGUGGAGAUGUUUAAAAUUUUUGGCCAGAUGUUGGACUUCGUCACCGUUUGUAGGGUCUCUGGCUCGAAGCCAAUGGGGUGGGAGCGGGUUUCUCGAAUGCAAAUGGCCAUGCAGGAGAUAGACCCAUCCUCAUGCCUCACGAAAACUGCCGUCGUAGUGCACUUGUAAUGACCCAACAAAUGACCAGCUUGCUUCAACACGACUUCCUCUGGGUCCAAGCACGACCCGUUUACCAUGUUUUCCUCAGGCUAAUCAAUGUUUAUAUCCUGCCUGUGCAUACGUCAAUCCUUCCUCGGCCUCACUUCACUUGUUGCAACUGGAUGACCCUGCAACUGUCUAUAUUUUGAGUUCUUCUAGGACUUCGCCAUCUCCGACAUGCCUAAAUUUCACUCAAUAUGACUACCCUUUACCAUAUGACAACUCGUUGUACAAGGUCAUUUGAGCGCCUUGCAACUUAAGGCGGGGCCCGACGCAGACCUGGAGUCGUCGUUCCCUCUACGUUCCUUCAGGAAUGACAUCCCAGCCUUGUGUUCUACAAGAGAUGUUAGUCACCUUCAUUUUUCAUGAAUGUACUGCCCCUGCCUAUUCUUUGAGGAAAUUCAUCCGACAGUCUUGUUCGAAACACCACGACAUUGUGGUAAAUAUCAAUAAAAAAAAAAGCCUGCAAUUACGUGCA
Marchantia polymorpha subsp. ruderalis is the source of this 3785-nucleotide messenger RNA. The record is from the annotation of a GenBank genome assembly. NCBI's taxonomy places the organism in Eukaryota, Viridiplantae, Streptophyta, Marchantiopsida, Marchantiales, Marchantiaceae.